AUGUACAACAUCAUGACAAUCAACAUCGCGGAGUCUCUGAAUUCCAUUUUAAACUUGGCUCGUGAGUUACCAAUAAUGUCUCUGUAUGAGACCAUUAGGUUAACACUCAUAACAUGGUUUCAUGAACGUCGGGAAAAGGCUUUUAAACACAAAAAGCUUGUCACACCACGCGUAGCGAAGAUGAUUGUAAAGAGAUACAAUGCUGCAAUGAAACUUGAUGUUUUCCAAGUAGAUCGGUAUGAGUUUGAAGUAAAGGACGAGACUCGGAAGUACAUUGUUCAUCUGGAAAACAAGCAGUGCACUUGUCUCGUUUUUGACAUCGACAGAAUCCCCUGUGUCCAUGCUAUUGUUGCAGCUAAACGUACAAACAAAGACGAGAACAAGUGUGUGGAUCAGGCUUACUUGACGGAAACCUGGGCUAAAGUAUAUGCUGAGAGCAUUCAUCCAUGUGGAGAUUUGACAAAUUGUGAUUUCCCAGAUACUGUAGUAAUAAAUUCAUGCACACCACCUACUUGUAAGUAA
Eutrema salsugineum is the source of this 522-nucleotide messenger RNA. RefSeq lists its product as uncharacterized. The coding region runs from base 1 to 522 and encodes 173 amino acids. The transcript has a single exon. NCBI's taxonomy places the organism in Eukaryota, Viridiplantae, Streptophyta, Magnoliopsida, Brassicales, Brassicaceae. The record is from RefSeq and is a predicted model, not a curated record. Gene Ontology annotation, molecular function: zinc ion binding.